This is a messenger RNA of Acanthosepion pharaonis, 732 nucleotides long. Lineage: Eukaryota; Metazoa; Mollusca; Cephalopoda; Sepiida; Sepiidae. The record is from the annotation of a GenBank genome assembly.
AUGCUCCUAUCCAUUACUCCACCUACCCCAGCCGUAAUCCAUUACUCACUGUGCCUCAACCGAGCCGUUAUCCAUUACUCCACCGUGCGUCCUCUGGCCGUUAUCCAUUACUCCACCGUGCAUCAACCAAGCCGCUAUCCAUUACUCCACCAUGCCUACCCCAGCCGUAAUCCAUUGCUCCACUGUGCCUCACCGAGCCGUUAUCCAUUACUCCACCGUGCGUCCUCUGGCCGUUAUCCAUUACUCCACCGUGCAUCACCAAGCCGCUAUCCAUUACUCCACCAUGCCACCCCAGCCGUUAUCCAUUACUCACUGUGCCUCACCGAGCCGUUAUCCCUCCACCGUGCGUCCCUGAACGUUAUCCAUUACUCCACCGUGCAUCACCAAGCCGCUAUCCCCAUGCCUACCCAGCACGUUAUCCAUUACUCCACCGUGCAUCCCCAAGCCGCUAUCCGCUAUCCAUUACGUAAUCCACCACUGUGCCUCCCCAACCGUUAUCCAUUACUCCACCCCGUUAUCCAUUCCACCGUGCUCCCACCGUUAUCCCUCCAAGAUUCAUCCCAAGCCGCUAUCCAUUACUCCACCGUGCCUCCCCUAGCCGUUAUCCAUUACUCCACCGUGCCCACCGUUAUCCAUUACUCCACCGUGCGUCCUAUUCGAACUCAUUCUCCAUUGCGUCCCCUCCAUUACUCCUCAACCAUGCCCUAUCCAUUACUCCACCGUGCGUCCUAA